Populus nigra (black poplar) is the source of this 2092-nucleotide messenger RNA. Its product is annotated as U-box domain-containing protein 4-like. Gene Ontology annotation, molecular function: protein binding. The record is from RefSeq and is a predicted model, not a curated record. NCBI's taxonomy places the organism in Eukaryota, Viridiplantae, Streptophyta, Magnoliopsida, Malpighiales, Salicaceae. Gene Ontology annotation, cellular component: cytoplasm; nucleus. The coding region runs from base 202 to 1665 and encodes 487 amino acids. The transcript is spliced from 2 exons.
ACUUUAUCAUCAUCCCCUGGAUAAAGCAAAAGCCAUUCUCCUCCAUCUCUCUCUCUCUCUCUCCCUCCCUCCCUCCCUCCCUCCCUCUCCACCAUGAAACUUUCUUGAAACUCCAAACAUCCAAUUCCAUGGUAAUUUAAUUUCAUUCGAGGGGGAAUUGAAAUAACGCAAAAAGAAAAAGAAAAACUCUUUUUCCAAAAUAUGGUUUCCCUUCAAGAUUCCCACUCUCAAUACUCCACUCCAAAUCGCUUCCCUUUAACCUCAGCCUCUCCUUCCCCUAUCAAAAUCCACCGACACGCCGGCCGUUCCAUGCGGACCAUCCGCUCUACUUUCUUUCAGACAAGCUCCAGCUCCUUCGCUUCACUUCCCAACAACUCAGCUGCUUCAACUCCCUUCGAUUCUGAAAACUUAACUGAGUCUGUCAUUGACAUGCGACUCGGCGAGCUCGCGAAAACCUUAAACCAAAAUAGCAAUGGCAAUCAUGGUAGUUUUAAGAAAAAGUUGUUGUCGACGUCAUCUUCCUCGGAGGAGGAGUUUCUUGAUAUUGCAGAAGCUUUUUCUGAUUUUUCUGGCUGCAGCUCUGAUAUUUCUGGAGAACUACAACGUCUUGCAUGCUUGCCAUCGUCUCCAAUGCAUGAUGGUGAAGUGGAAGGGUGUAAGGAGAAGAACCCAUCAAUGGAAAUUGUAGCUGAGCCUUGUCAUGGGUUCUUACAAAGGGAAUCUUUUUCCACGGAAAUCAUUGAAAGUAUUUCCCCGGAGGAUCUUCAGCCGACGGUGAACAUCUGUGUUGACGGGUUACAGUCUCCGUCGAUUACUGUUAAAAGAUCUGCUGCGGAAAAGUUGAGGUUUUUGGCAAAGAAUAGAGCGGAUAACAGGGCGUUGAUUGGUGAAUCGGGGGCGAUUUCUGCUUUAAUCCCGUUGCUUAAACAAAGUGAUCCGUGGGCGCAAGAACAUGCGGUGACGGCCUUGUUGAACUUGUCAUUGUACGAGGAGAACAAGAAGAGGAUUACGAAUUCGGGUGCGAUUAAGUCUUUUGUUUAUGUGCUUAAAUCUGGGACUGAAAAUGCUAAGCAAAACGCGGCGUGUGCGUUGCUUAGUCUGGCUUUGAUUGAAGAGAACAAAAGCUCGAUUGGAGCUUGUGGGGCGAUACCGCCAUUGGUAUCGCUUUUGAUUAAUGGUUCAAACAGGGGCAAGAAGGAUGCAUUGACCACAUUGUAUAAGAUUUGUUCGAUAAAGCAGAAUAAAGAGAGGGCUGUGGCUGCUGGGGCAGUUAAGCCAUUGGUGGGGAUGGUGGUGGAGGCAGGGGCAGGGAUGAUGGCGGAGAAGGCAAUGGUGGUGUUGAGUAGUUUGGCUGCGAUUGAAGAAGGGAGAGAAACAAUCGUUGAAGAAGGUGGGAUUGCUGCACUUGUUGAGGCUAUUGAAGAUGGUUCUGUUAAAGGGAAAGAGUUUGCUGUUGUCACUUUGUUGCAAUUAUGUAAUGAUAGUGUUAGAAAUCGCGGCUUACUUGUCAGAGAAGGUGCAAUUCCUCCUCUUGUUGCGCUUUCGCAGAAUGGGAGCAUUCCCGCUAAGAACAAGGCUGAGAGGCUACUUGGGUACUUGAGAGAACCAAGGCAAGAGUCUGCUGCUGCUUCAUCUUCAAGCCCUCAAAGAGGUGGUGGAUUUUGAUCUUUUUUACUAUUCUUACUGGUAAUUACUAGUACUGAUUAGAAUGAGUGGUUGGCUGUUCUUGGUGUGUAUAUAUAGGUAGUGUUUUUUGCAUGGUUUGUACAGUGGAUGAUAAAUUGGAUGGAAUGAUUAGUAAAUGGGAAAUUAGGGGAAGCUAGGGAGAAAUACUCAUAGACUGACUUGCUUUAGAUGUACGAGUUUGACUUGAACUAGGUUUUGGAAGGUGGGGGGUUUGUGAUUCUGAUGGAAUUUCCACAGGAGAAUUACUUGUUUGAUUUGCGGGUUUUGGUUGGUUGAUGAUGGGAAUUUGGGCUUGUUCCUUGUGUAUUGUUUGGAUGACCCAAAUUCUGUUUACUGAUUGUUCUUGUUUAAUUAAACUAGUGAAGAUAAAAGAGCAUGCUCCUUCUUGCAGCAUGUUUUUAUUGCA